AUGGACGGCAGCUUGGAAGUAGGUCUUUGUGUUUGCAACUGUGGACCGUGCAAGGUACCAGAUUUCCGAAAGCAGCUUCUGUUUACUCCAGGAUCCUACAAGUCACUGGUAUUUGCUUUUUUUUUUUAUUGUUUUUGGUUUCUCUAUAACAACAGUACAAGGCAACAAACUGAAGCAAGAGAUGACCUGCAUUGCCCUUGUUGUACUCUGAACUGCCGCAAACUUUAUAGUUUACUUAAGCAUCUUAAACUCUGCCAUAGCAAAUUUAUCUUCAACUAUGUUUAUCAUCCAAAAGGUACUAGGAUAGAUGUUUCUAUCAAUGAGUGUUAUGAUGGCUCCUAUGCAGGAAAUCCUCAGGAUAUUCAUCGCCAACCUAGAUUUGCUUUUAGUCGCAACGGACCAGUUAAGAGAACACCUAUCACACACAUUCUUGCGUGCAGGCCAAAACGAACAAAAGCAAGCAUGUCUGAAUUUCUUGAAUCUGAAGAUGGGGAGGUAGAACAGCAAAGAACAUAUAGUAGUGGCCACAAUCGUCUGUAUUUCCAUGGUGAUACCUGCUUACCUCUCCGCCCACAAGAAAUGGGUAGUGAAGAUGAAAAGGAUCCUGAAUGGCUAAGAGAAAAAACCAUUACACAAAUUGAAGAAUUUUCUGAUGUUAAUGAAGGAGAGAAAGAUGUGAUGAAACUCUGGAAUCUCCACGUCAUAAAGCAUCGGUUUAUUGCUGACAAUCAAAUGAAUCAUGCCUGUAUGCUUUUUGUAGAAAAUUAUGGACAGAAAAUAAUUAAGAAGAAUUUUUGUCGAAACUUUAUGCUUCACCUAGUCAGCAUGCAUAACUUUAAUCUUAUUAGCAUAAUGUCAAUAGAUAAAGCUGUUACCAAGCUCCGUGAAAUGCAGCAAAAAUUAGAAAAGGGGGAAUCUGCCGGGCGCGAAAAGGGGGAAUCUGCUUCCCCUGCAAACGAAGAAAUAACUGAAGAACAAAAUGGGACAGCAAAUGGAUUUAGUGAAAUUAACUCAAAAGAGAAAGCUUUGGAAACAGAUAGCGUCUCAGGGGUUUCAAAACAGAGCAAAAAACAAAAACUCUGUAAAGAUCUAACCCCGUGUUAUGGACAAACACUGAAAUUACAUUUUAGGGAAUUCAUCCUCUAAGAGGAAUUAUGUUUUUGUCUUUAAUCAUAGGUUCCAAACAGGCACUGUUAGAUGAAGUAAAUGAUUUCAACAAGGAUAUUUGUAUCAGGGUUCUACUUCACUUCAUUAUGCAGCAUUACAUGUAUAUCACUUUUAUUGACAUCAUUAAAACAUUCUGUACUUUAAGCAUGAAAAGCAAUAUUUCAAAGUAUUUUUAAACUCAACAAUUGCCAUCAAAUAUGUUGAAUUGAUAAUCUAGAAGUUAUUUCAUAUAUAAAUUACAAUUUUUUUGCAUUUAUGACUGGCUGUUUUUCUACUUUGUAAUUGUGAGACAUUUUCUUGAGGAGAGAAAAUUGGAAUGGUUCCCUUUUUUAGAAAUUGAAGUGGUCUUCAUAUAUCAACUACAGAAAAGGGAAAAAAUAGAAAUUGAAGGAUUUUUAUGAAAUUAUAUUGCAUUACUAUUUGCAGUCAAACUUUGAUCCUUGUUUUUGAAAUCAUUUAUCAAUUUGGAAUGAAAAAUUAUAAUGUGAGAUAUUUUACAUUACAUAAGUUCAUUUUACAGUUAAAAAAUAGCACUUCUUCAUCUUAUGCCUGUUUGAGAUGAUGUUAAAUUUUCACACUGUUGACAGUGAAAUGCUAUGUUGCUUUAUAAGAUUACUGACCAUUUGGGCUGGGCGCGGUGGCUCAAGCCUGUAAUCCCAGCACUUGGGCGGCCGAGGCGGGCGGAUCACAAGGUCAGGAGAUCGAGACCAUCCUGGCUAACACGGUGAAACCCCGUCUCUACUAAAAAAAUACAAAAAAUUAGCCGGGUGCAGUGGCGGGUGCCUGUAGUCCCAGCUACUCGGGAGGCUGAGGCAGGAGAAUGGCGUGAACCCGGGAGGCGGAGCUUGCAGUGAGCCGAGAUCGUGCCACUGCACUCCAGCCUGGGGGAGAGAGCAAGACUCCGUCUCAAAAAAAAAAAAAAAAAAAAAAAAAAAAAAAAAGAUUACUGACCAUUUGUUUUCAUGUGGAUAAUUUUAGUGCAUUGCUCACCGAGUAUGUUUUUUUUAACUUGAACAUUUUGCUUGUUUUGGUUUUUCUUUUUUAAUUAGAUAAUCACAUGAAAAAUUAAGCUGUUCAUAUCUUUAAAUUAGGAUUGCAAACCAAGGGAAGAACACGUUUGAGAUUUUAAGAUGUCACUUUUAAGGGGAGAAGUGUUCUUAAAAAGUCAACUAGAAAACUGUUAAGCCUUUUAUUUCUUUGCAAGGAUGUCUUUGUAAUGUGUUUCAUGAACAGAAUAUCCAAUACGGAUAAGCUGACUUGAAUCAUUUUGAGCAAUUUUGCCCUGUGUUAUAUGUGUUUCACGCACAUAUUUGCAGUUGGAUUUUCUCCAACAGAAAGUGGAUUCACUACUGGCACAUUAACAAGCACCAAUAGGUUUUUAUUCCAACUCCGAGCACUGUGGUUGAGUAACAUCACCUCAAUUUGUUAUUAUACUUAAAGAUAUUGCAUUUUCAUAUUCUUUGUUUAGAAAGGAUCAAUGCUGCUGUAAAUACAGGUAUUUUUAAUUUUAAAAUUUCAUUCCACCACCAUCAGAUGCAGUUUCCUAUUUUGUUUAAUGAAGGGAUAUAUAAGCUUUCUAAUGAUGUCUUCAGAAAUUUAUAAAAUGUAAAUACUGAUUUGAUUGGUCUUUAAGAUGUGUUUAACUGUGAGGCUAUUUAACGAAUAGUGUGGAUGUGAUUUGUCAUCCAGUAUUAAGUUCUUAGUCAUGGAUUUUUGUGUUUAAAACAAAAAAUAGGAAAGAGGAAAACUGCAGCUUUCAUUACAGAUUCCUUGAUUGGUAAGCUCUCCAAAUGAUGAGUUAUAGUAAACUCUGAUUUUGCCUCUGGAUAGUAGAUCUCGAGCGUUUAUCUUGGGCUUUAAUUUGCUAAAGCUGUGCACAUACGU
Messenger RNA from Symphalangus syndactylus (siamang), 3051 nucleotides. RefSeq names its product polycomb protein SUZ12-like. Lineage: Eukaryota; Metazoa; Chordata; Mammalia; Primates; Hylobatidae. Gene Ontology annotation, molecular function: chromatin DNA binding. The record is from RefSeq and is a predicted model, not a curated record. Gene Ontology annotation, cellular component: nucleus; ESC/E(Z) complex; RSC-type complex.